CGCCCCUAAACCAACGUACUGACAACGCUACCUCCCCGGAACUCAAAUUUUAACUGCUCAGCUCUGGACAUUACGUCGCCAUGGCAACAAAACAAGGAUCAGCCGGGUCGGGUGCGAAGCCUAAAAUGACUGAUUACAGAGCUGAAAACGCUUUGUUGAAGACAAGGGUUAAAGAGCUUGAGUCAGAGGUCGGCCAUUGUAAGCAGAGACUAGAUGAACUCAGGAAAGCCAAGAACACAACUAUACUGAAGCGAGAAAGGGAGAUAGUAAAUGUGAGCGGACCUGGCCUUGGAAGGAGGGAGAGUGGAAGAUCCUUAUCAAGUGACUGCGACCAUUCAGAACUUGAGAAGCAGUUGGCAGAGUCGGAAAGGAAGGCUAAAGGUCUUGAGAAGGAGCUUAGUAACCAUAUGAACAAACCAAGGGAAGUGCAAAAGGUCAAGCAAACAUCGUGCAACCAUGAGGAAUUGAUCACCCAGUUGAAAUAUGAGAUAAACGGUCUUGAAGGCGACCGGGCCGCGUUACUCCUCGAGAAUGAGGACCUGACGAAGAGUGUUGCUGGUUUGUUGACGGAGCUGAGUCUGAAAGAGGCAAACUGGUGUGAGAAGGAGGAAGAGUUGAAUCAAAAGUUGAAGCAGCAGUGGGGUGAUAAGUACAGGCAGUGGAUGGAAGAGACUGAGAAGAAGCUGUUUGAACUACAGCAGGCUAAUCAGUUGAUGAGGACACUGCUAAAGAAACCAAAACCUGGAGAUGACAGUGGUGGAGCCGCUCCGUGAGGGUGGCCAUUCCGAAAUAUUGAGCUGGGAUAGUGUCCAUGGUGGCCAUAUUAUAAACGUGUUGGUUCUUGUCUACAAAUCAGUCUCCGUCCAUAGAUGAUAUAGAGUAAGGGAAUGUACAGAUGUCAGUCUCCGUCCAUAGAUGAUAUAGAGUAAGGGAAUGUACAGAUGUCAGUCUCCGUCCAUAGAUGAUAUAGAUUAAGGGAAUGUACAGAUGUCAGUCUCCGUCCAUAGAUGAUAUAGAGUAAGGGAACAUACUGAAGUCAGUCUCCGUCCAUAAAUGCUGUGGUGUAAGACAACAAGAGACAUCGAGUCUAGUCAUAGUGUGAAGUAGAGUGGUGGUUGAAUUCGUUGUUUAUUGAGAGAACUGUCUGGUAUGAAGUGUAGUUUUGUAUGUAUAUCCUGCAAGUAUCUUGCAAGCUAGAGAAAUGAACUUUCCGUCCAUUCAAAGAUUGAUAUUUUUGUCUUCGAACCGAACUUAUUUUUUUGUGGCACAAUCUAUUUUUAUAUAGAAGACCUUCAGUCAUUUACGUCCAUUAAAACAGGUUAUUUAUUGC
Lineus longissimus is the source of this 1330-nucleotide messenger RNA. Its product is annotated as myosin-2 heavy chain, non muscle-like. The transcript has 7 exons. Bases 81 to 773 code for a protein of 230 amino acids. Lineage: Eukaryota; Metazoa; Nemertea; Pilidiophora; Heteronemertea; Lineidae. The record is from RefSeq and is a predicted model, not a curated record.